Molecule: messenger RNA, 636 nt
Organism: Didymodactylos carnosus
Lineage: Eukaryota; Metazoa; Rotifera; Eurotatoria; Philodinida; Philodinidae
Source: the annotation of a GenBank genome assembly
AUGAGUGCAGGUGCAAUGGCCAUUCAACAAUCGUUUGGCAGUCCUCGAUAUAAUGCACAAAGACGAAAAUUAGCUGGCGUUAAAAAACAGAUAUUCAAUCCAAGACUACCGACAAUUCGUCGCAUGGAACGAGACGAUACAUUGUGUCGAUUACCCGAUGAACAUUCACGACAUACAACGUUCAUUGAUGAGGAAGAAUUUGAAAAAAUGGACCCAACACAAAGAGAGCCUUAUAUUGAUUUUACCGGAUUAAACUGGCAUGAUUGUGGCAAAGUGUUAAUGGGUACGUACCAUGAAGGAUGGCCACAACGAAGCAAUACACCAACAUUUGGAGCACGUUUACGUGCCGAUAAAUCUGAGCGUCAUAGUCAAUCAAGUGAAAGUGUACAUCGUUCUUACUUAAAUCAUCCUGUUCAAUACAAUUACCGAAAUUAUGGUCAUGGUACAUUGGAUAAAAAUAGCAAAUACAAUUUAUGGCCGAGAUUUCAUAUGAAUACACGAAAUUCGUUUGAUAGCAUUAAUAGAAUGCCAUUACCAAAAAAUAUGGAGAAUAUAUUUCGUUCAUCGAGUAUGAAGGCUAGUGUAUCCAGUUCUCCGUGGAAACCAAGUGGAGCUGUAACAGCCAGAGAUGUUUAA